GUACCGAGUAAUGUGGGGGUGUGCGAACCAAGAGCUUUUCAUCAUUCUGACUCUGAUGGGUCUUCUCGUCCACAUAUAAAAGCAAUGCAUCUUCAAAUCUCACUGAUGGAAUCCGUCGGAAUCAGCAUCUUCUCCGUUCUUUCCUGGAUUCCGCUGCAGUAUUUGUCCACGAAUGUAAGUGAGUUUCUUGUCUAGAUUUCGGAUUGGCUUUACUUGAAAACUUGUGCCGUGUGUGUGUGUGUGUUUGUUUGUGUUUGUUUGCGUAUUCUCUGUUGUAAUGGAGGAGGAUAGGAAUGUUCUGUUUGGUAAAUAUGAGAUCGGGAAGUUGCUUGGGAAGGGAACUUUUGCGAAGGUGUAUUAUGGAAAAGAGUUGGAAUCUGGUGAAAGUGUGGCGAUUAAGGUUUUAAACAAGAAUCAGGUCAGGAAGGAAGGGAUGAUGGAGCAGAUCAAGCGCGAGAUCUCCGUUAUGCGACUUGUUCGUCAUCCGAACAUCGUUGAGUUGAGGGAAGUAAUGGCGACGAAGACGAAGAUCUUCUUUGUAAUGGAUUAUGUUCGCGGUGGUGAACUUUUUGCCAAAGUUGCAAGAGGCAGACUCAAGGAAGAUGUGGCUCGGAAGUAUUUCCAGCAGUUAAUCAGCGCCGUCGAUUACUGUCACAGCCGUGGAGUAUCUCACCGCGAUUUGAAGCCAGAGAAUCUGUUGCUGGAUGAGAAUGGAGAUCUCAAGAUCUCCGACUUUGGACUCUCCGCCUUGCCAGAACAGCUUCGGAACGACGGCCUUCUCCACACGCAGUGCGGUACUCCGGCGUACGUCGCACCGGAAGUACUAAGAAGAAAGGGCUACGACGGGGCAAAAGCCGAUAUCUGGUCUUGCGGUGUGAUUUUGUAUGUUCUGUUAGCAGGAUUCCUUCCAUUUCAGGAUGAAGACAUCAUAACGAUGUUCAAGAAGGUUUUCAAGGCCGAAUUCGAGUGUCCGCCAUGGUUCUCCGCCGAAUCGAAGCGUUUAAUUUCAAAAGUCCUCGUCGUAGAUCCAGAAAGACGAAUCACAAUCGGCGAAAUGACGCGAGUUCCUUGGUACCGGAAAAAUUUCUCAAGAUCGCUCUCAUUCACGAUGAAGGAAAUAAUCGCAGAGAAAACAGAGGAUUUCGAUUCCGAUAGUCCAAAACUAUCGACGCCAAAAUUCUUCAAUGCGUUUGAGUUGAUAUCGUCAAUGUCAUCCGGAUUCGAUCUAUCUAACUUAUUCGAGAACAAAAUGAAGGCAGGAUCCAUGUUCACAUCGAGAUGCACGGUGCCGACAAUCAUGGAGAAGAUCGAGACGGUGGCGAAGAGACUGAGCUUCAAGGUAUCGGAAGUGAAAGAUUUCAAACUCCGGCUGCAAGGUCAGACGGAGGGGCGAAAAGGCAAGCUGUCAAUGACGGCGGAAGUGUUCGAGAUAGCGCCGGAAGUUGCCAUAGUGGAAUUUUCAAAGUCGUCCGGCGAUACUCUGGAAUAUUCGAAGUUCUGUGAAGAAGACGUUCGUCCGGCUUUGAAAGACAUCGUUUGGACGUGGCAAGGCGAUUGUGCCGCUAACGUUGACGGACAUAACGGCCGAUUUGACGGUGACGAACGUUUGUGAAAGCGGAAACAAACGGUGAUGCAUUGCCGGUUUGUGAAAAUUGGCUUCUGUUUUAAUUUCUAAAAACACAUAAAUUUCCUUUGUUUUUGUAAAUAAAAGGAAAUGUUGGAAAGGAAGCUUCAAUUCAAUCCUAAUUGGUGUAAUAAUAACCGGUGGGAUUCCUCGCCCAACCCCCCACCUAAUUGUAAUUAA
Cucurbita pepo subsp. pepo (vegetable marrow) is the source of this 1804-nucleotide messenger RNA. Its product is annotated as CBL-interacting serine/threonine-protein kinase 5. Gene Ontology annotation, molecular function: protein serine/threonine kinase activity; ATP binding. NCBI's taxonomy places the organism in Eukaryota, Viridiplantae, Streptophyta, Magnoliopsida, Cucurbitales, Cucurbitaceae. The record is from RefSeq and is a predicted model, not a curated record. Gene Ontology annotation, biological process: protein phosphorylation; signal transduction.